This is a messenger RNA of Sycon ciliatum, 2148 nucleotides long. RefSeq names its product HAUS augmin-like complex subunit 4. The transcript has 9 exons. The record is from RefSeq and is a predicted model, not a curated record. Lineage: Eukaryota; Metazoa; Porifera; Calcarea; Leucosolenida; Sycettidae. Gene Ontology annotation, cellular component: HAUS complex. Gene Ontology annotation, molecular function: microtubule minus-end binding. Bases 27 to 1220 code for a protein of 397 amino acids. Gene Ontology annotation, biological process: spindle assembly; centrosome cycle.
GUCAUCAAGCUUGUUGUUCAAAAUAGAUGCUGCUCCUACGAUUUGUCUUGGAGAUUUCAUGUCGUUGUGUUGAAGAAGUAAUUAGUUUGCUUGAGCAAACUUUCAGCCAAUCGUUUAGCCUUCAACAACGUUGCUCCGGCCAUUUUGUCUCAAGGUCUAGAAGCUCCAAGAUGGACGGCGUUCUGCGAAACGUGGAGCACUUGUUGCCUGCUGGAAAAGUCACCCAGACCGAUUUGGAGGCGAAUCCAGAAUUUAGCCGCGUUCUUUCCCGUCUUAGCACGGACUAUUUGUCCCGGGAUGGGACCGAUUUGAGGACAGCUUCUGAACUUGAAAAGUGGCAACAUGAGCUGCGUCAGAGUCGCACUGAGUGGCUCAAAUGCAAACUGCUGUACACCGAAGUUGAGGAGGUGUUGGAAGAUUCCCAAAUCCAGUCGCUGGCUUUGUCAUCACCGUCCACUGAUACUAAGGCAUUGGAGACUGUACAGUAUGGACUUUCCCAUGCCGAGAGCACACAGUACAUGUGCAUGCCGCCCAGUGAACAUGCCCAGCCCCAAGCCGAGCCAAUGUCAAUACUGGGUAUUCCUAUGUCCGAGGUCGAGAGGAACGCGUCAACGGCCACCAAAGCUGCGGCGCAACAGAUACGCAAGCACAUUGUGCCAGUCAUUCAGGCCAACUUGCAGCGGAAGCUGCGGGAGCUGACAGCGUUCUAUGCGCCCGCAGGUCUACCGGCAGGUGUAGCACUUUCGCAACAGGUGCAGACUGAUGCUCAGAAGGUGCGGGCGAACAAGCGGCUGAUCAGCGAUGACUCCUUGCAGAUUGAGCAACUGAGAAUGCAGUACUAUGACGUCCUGUGGAGAUGUCUGGAGCUGCUGGACAGUAUGUUGGUUGAGCACAAGUUGAACAACUCUGCAGCCGACGAACACUGCAAACUCCUCAUCAUCCGAUGUCAGACCGUUGCUCUGAAGCUUCAACUUCUAGAGGCCCAGGUGAAGUGUGACACGUACACAGCACCUAACACAGCUGCACUCACCAUGGUCAAGCACAGCCUUGACCAAGCGCGUAGCGAGGUGGACGCCGGGCACGUAGCCAGCACAGCCGCUCUGAGUGCGUACGCCGGUCUCGGCUCUGGCUUCGACGCCAUCGUGGAGGAGUACACGCGCCUUCAGGCCGAACUGGACAACAAGAGGUGGGCGCUUUCGGAGCUCCGGCACGGCCAGUGAUGCAGUGCACCAAGGAGACUACUAUACACCGUUCAGGCGCUAUAGCUCCACGCUGUAUUGUACAGAAAUCUGCGCUGCGAACGCCGUCACUCGUCGAAUGCUGUGUCUUGUGCAAGUACCUGUCAUUAUUCAAUGUGACAAUGAGCAUGUGUGUCUGCAGCACUCAGGGAGUCGCGUGUACCCGGUUUUGCGGCGCACUACACUCCGCUUUCAGGCACGGCUCUGCGCACUAUUCCGUAGCCGGUGCGUUGCUACGUCGUGCAUACAUGUCCCAAGUGGUGGUGCGUGACGUUGCUGACCAGUGCAGUGGCCAGCACGGCUCAGCCUCACGGCAGAGCCCAUACUGAGUCCGUGGUGCAUUGGCACCCGUCAAUACUAUGUUCACAUCACACAAGUACUGCUGCUACUUGCUAGCUGGUGUCGCAGUGUUGGCGCCUGAGAGUUCGCCCGUGAUGAUGCUAAACACUGCUGUGUGGACUGGCGAGUGCAAUUCUAGUGAAGCCGCACACGUCUUUGUACCAGUGUACUGUUUUCACCACGGUGGCUCGUCCGCAGUGUUAGCGUAUCAACAGCAAGCUACAAUCAAGACAAUAGAGGAAACAUGCUACCUGUCACGCUCGGGCAAUGGCGCGCAACAAGAAGCAGCAACACACGGCAACGGAGCAGGAUGUUCUAUUCGAAAUUGACACGAUCGUUUUAAUAUUAUUGUCCAGCAAUGAAAUAUUACGGCAUGCGACAGUACAAGGUUGUCGGUUUUCAAAACACUAGCAACGGAGUGGGAAGCUUCAAGCUUCUCCGAGAUAAGAAUGUAUGCAUAUGAUACUGGUGAACUUGAUAAGAUCCGAGUCAAGGGAUCAUCAUCACUCUGGCAGUUCACGCCACUAAUAAUCAUUAUUCGAGUUUCACUAACAAACCCUUAGAUUCUUGA